Messenger RNA from Cuscuta epithymum, 1931 nucleotides. The record is from the annotation of a GenBank genome assembly. NCBI's taxonomy places the organism in Eukaryota, Viridiplantae, Streptophyta, Magnoliopsida, Solanales, Convolvulaceae.
CAACUCAUAAUAUAAGACACAUUUAACAAAUUUAAUAAAUUGAAAAAAAUGAAUAAAAUUGGCCGGUGGAUAAAGUUCGGUAACUUGGUCUAUCCAUUCAUCUUCCAUAGGCUUAACUCAUCUUAUUGAGCCUUCAACAGUUCAACACAUGUUCAACCAUAUCUCCUUUAGAGCUUCUCUAAUUCUUCUUAGUGGUAUAUGUUCCUUCUAUUAAAACAUAAAUAUUAUUAUUAUUAUUGUUGCUAUUGGAUUAUAUCAUAGACUAGUCAAUGUAUAUUUAAAACUCCUAGUCCGUAGCCUGAUCCACUGUAUUAGCUAGGUAGUUAGCUCUAGCUUAUCUCAUAUACGUGUAUAAAUUCCCCAAGUGUACAUCACAAUUACUCAAUACAAAUUCCACACUUUCAUGGUAUCAAGAGCCAUUCUCUAAAGAGCUUAUAGUUUCUAUUUUUUUUCCGGCCUAUCACGAAGGUUAUCACCACCGCCACUGUCGUGGUUUCCCUCACCGCCGCAACCCAUUUUCCAAUUAAACUCACUACUUCCAACUAUCCAGUUUGGAAAAGCCAAGUUCACUCCGCCCUUAUCGGAUUGGGACUAGAAGACUAUGUCGAUGGUGAUCUUGUCGGAUUCGUUCCCGACAAAUAUCUAGAUUCAGCCAAAACCCAGAUCAACCCAUGUUACACCAUCUGGUACCGCCAAGACAAGACUAUUCUUAGUGCACUUCUUGGCAGUUGUGCUGACACCAUUUAGCCUCUCAUCUCAUCGGCCUCUACGGCACUUCAAGCUUGGGACAAGUUGUCACUUACGUACGCCAGCUCCUCUCGUGGCAGAAUUAUUUCACUCAAAUCUACACUGGCCAAAACCACCAAGGGAUCUCGAUCCAUUCUGGAUUAUCUCACUGAAAUGCAGGCUAUUGCUCAAGCAUUAGCUCUUGUGAUUAACAUCUUGAAAGGAUUGGGAUCGGACUAUAGUGACAUCAAAUCAGCUAUUCGUGUUCGGGAAACAGUAUUACCUCUUACGGAGCUGCAGGAUAUUUUAUUGGAACAUGAACAACAGGUCAAUGAUGCUGCUGCCUCAAAUCAGCCUCUUAUUCCUACGGCAAAUGCAACCCAAACUGCUCCCAGGCAGUCCAAUAACCUUGACCGACGACCCACUUAUAAUCCAGAUCGUCGAGGCAGUUUCUCAAGGCGGGGCAGAGGUGCUUCCUCUGGUUCUUCUCGCUUCUCAUCAUCACAGGUGGUAUGCCGGUUUUGUGACAACGUCGGUCAUGAGGUGAAGUACUGCCGCAAACUUCAACGAUUUCUCCGCGAUAACAAUAUCCCCUACCUGUCUCAACAAGGACAUCCGGCGGUCAAUCAUAUCACCACCACACAAUCACCAAGCGGUCAACAAUGGAUGUUUGAUAGCGGUGCAUCUCACCACGUCGCAUCUGAUGCUAAUCUUCUUCCCACAUACACAUAUUAUGGCGGUCCGGAAGAGGUUCGUCUAGGGGAUGGUAAGGCUCUUUCCAUCACACACACUGGUUCUACCACCCUACCCACUAACACCUCUCGUUCCCUAUCCGUCUCUAAUAUCCUUUGUGUUCCUAAAUUACUAAAAAUUCUGAUUUUCGUAGCUAAAUUAUGUCAAACUAACAAUGUUUCUGUUGACUUCUUUUCCACUCAUUUUCUUGUCAAGGAUCGGGUCAUGGGGGCGCCACUUCUACGAGGGGAGAACAUUCAUGAUGUCUACUAUGUCCCGUUCAAGCAUGUACCUCAAGUCAAUGCCACCCACCUCUCGGAUGUCUCACGUUGGCACCACACUCUGGGGCAUCCUUCCAGUCGUGUACUUCAGUUUUUAGUUCAUAAAAAUAAAAAUAUUCAGUGUAAUCCACAAUGUGAUUUUCAUUGUAUGUCCUGCUCCAUCAAUAAAAGUACCAAAUUGCCUUUUUUUGU